GCCUAUAUUUGGGGAUUGGGACUACAUUUGUCCGUGUCCCACGUGUCGCCGUGACAUGCAGUGCUGGCAGCUGACGUGGCGCCUCCCGUAAUUAAUAUAUCUUCCACACGAAGGUUCUUUGCCAGCCUCCGCUUUCUCCCACUAAUCCCGAUUCCGAUCCGAUUCCACGGCGCAAAUCCCAUUCCCAUUCCCAUUCCCAUUGCCGCCUCCUCGUCGAGACGAACCGAAACGGCUCACCUCUCCGCCUCCUCCGCAGAUCGCCUCCGCGCCGCGCCGCCAAUGGUCGCCGUCGACCCGCCGCCGCAGGAGGCCGCUGCCCCGCCUGCCUCCAUGAAGCGGAGCGCCAGCUUCGACCGCGUCCCCGAGGAGGCGCGCCGCAUCCUGCACCGCCUCGCCGGCGAGCUCUGGGGCGGCGACGUCGACCCCUGCGCGCUCGCCGUGUCCCAGCUCAAGGGCGCCAUGACCAACGAGGUGUUCCGGAUCACCUGGCCCGGCGACGGCGAGGGUGAGGGUGACGGCGAGGGCGACCACCGCAAGGUGCUCGUCCGCAUCUACGGCCAGGGCGUCGAGGUCUUCUUCGACCGCGACGACGAGGUCCGCACCUUCGAGUGCAUGUCCCGCCACGGCCAGGGCCCCCGCCUCCUCGGCCGCUUCCCCAACGGCCGCAUCGAGGAGUUCAUCAACGCGAGGACUCUCUCGGCGGCGGAUCUGCGCGACCCGGAGAUAUCCUCGCUGAUCGCCAAGAAGCUGCGCGAAUUCCACGAUCUCGACAUGCCUGGACCCAAGAACGCCUCAUUGUGGCAGAGGCUGAGGCGGUGGCUCGAGGAAGCUCGUGGCAGGUGCUCAGCGGAGGAGGCCAGGGAGUUCAGUUUGGAGAAGCUGGGUGAUGAGAUUGCAAUGCUGGACAGUUCAUUGUCAGGGAUUGAUCAGAGAGUAGGAUUUUGCCACAAUGAUCUGCAAUACGGGAAUAUUAUGAUUUAUGAAUCAACCAGACAAGUGACUUUAAUAGACUACGAGUACGCCAGCUUUAACCCUGUGGCAUUCGACAUUGCUAAUCACUUCUGUGAGAUGUCUGCUGAUUAUCAUUCAGCCACACCGCAUGUUCUAGACUUUACAAAAUACCCUGGCAUUGAGGAACAACGCAGAUUUGUUCAGACCUACCUCAGCUAUUCAGGUGAAAACCCGUCAGAUGUGGAAGUUGAUCAUUUACUUGGCUUAAUCUCAAAAUACACUCUUGCAAGCCAUCUCUUCUGGGGUCUUUGGGGAAUAAUCUCAGCGCAUGUGAACAAGAACAUCGACUUUGAGUACAAGGUUUACGCAGGGCAGCGGUUCGAUCAGUACUGGCAGACAAAGGAUAAAACACUGGCAGCCAAUCUAACUAGAUGAUCAUACACAGAUCAUUCUUCUUUCAUGGCUAGUCUUGUGAAUUCCGGUUGUAUGUAGCAGCAUUGUAGCUGCCAAUUUUGACUGUAAAAAAAAAUAUUUCAGCACCUUGAAAACAUAUCCUUGGUCGAUGUAAUGUGCAUAUGGGUGAAGGCGA
This is a messenger RNA of Oryza brachyantha (malo sina), 1540 nucleotides long. RefSeq names its product probable choline kinase 2. Gene Ontology annotation, cellular component: cytoplasm. Lineage: Eukaryota; Viridiplantae; Streptophyta; Magnoliopsida; Poales; Poaceae. Bases 280 to 1386 code for a protein of 368 amino acids. Gene Ontology annotation, biological process: phosphatidylethanolamine biosynthetic process; phosphatidylcholine biosynthetic process. The record is from RefSeq and is a predicted model, not a curated record. Gene Ontology annotation, molecular function: ethanolamine kinase activity; choline kinase activity. The transcript is spliced from 7 exons.